Acaulospora colombiana is the source of this 2454-nucleotide messenger RNA. Lineage: Eukaryota; Fungi; Glomeromycota; Glomeromycetes; Diversisporales; Acaulosporaceae. The record is from the annotation of a GenBank genome assembly.
AUGUCAAAGUAUUUUAACCCUUGGUCACAAAAGAAAGGUCGAGAACCUGCAGAGGUUUGCAAUGAAGUCAUCAAAAAGGAUAACGACGAAUCUGGCACGAAAGCAAAGGAUUCCACGAGUGUGGAAGAACGCAAAACCGUUAGAUCCAAAAUUCCUUUGUCCUUUCAUCCAAUUCGAGCAAAAUCAAAUAGGGCAAUGAAAUCUAAACAAUAUUCUGAAGCGAUUGCUUUGUUGGAUCAGCUGAUCAACAUGUACCCUGACAAUUAUUAUAUCCUUUAUGAUCGAGCAUCGGUAUAUUCAAACAUGGGCGAAAAUAAUUUGGCACUAAAGGAAGUGGACAAAGCAAUAAAAUCAGACCCUACCAAAGUGGACGCGAUCUACUUUUGUGGAGAAAUUCAUCUUACUCUGGGAAAUUUGGAGGCAGCAAGGAAGAUGUUCACUCAAGGUCUUACAAAGGAUCCCGACAAUCCACGUGCUGCCAACGCAUUGAGGUCUCGAGCGAUCCUUAAUAAAAAUGUGGGCAAAAUUAAAAACGCGGCUUCCGAUCUGGACAAGUUGAUCCUGAAGACCGAUUAUUCCGAUAGGGAUGCCAUACUUCAGCGUGGCAGAAUUUAUUUAGAUAUGAAGGAAUACGGGGAGGGGCUGGGAUUUUUGAGGAAGGUUGUAAGGAAUGAAGAUGUUUGCGAAUUACUUAUUUUAUGUGGUACAUUCUCGCAAAAGUUGAAAUAUUUUGAACUGGCUUCAUAUUAUUUCAAUACAGCAUGUAAUCAAAAUCCAAACAACUCAUUAGCCUUUGCGAAAUAUGCAAAAAUUAAUUUUGUCACAAAGGAUUUCUCUUCAUCAUUAAAGAACUUUGAGAUAGCUUUGAGCCUAGGCCACAAAAUCGACGCGUCAUUUCUUAGAAAACGCGGACAGGUUUAUUACGAACUUAAACAAUACAAUAAGGCACUUCUGGACAUCAAUGAGGCGCUGAAGUUACACGAGAAGUCAACCACAUACGUCAUUCGCGCGAAAAUAUUUAAAAUGUUCAAAUGCAUUGAAAAAGCUUUAUCAGAUCUAGACAAAUCCUUGGAACUGGAUCCUGGUAACGAAAAGGCAAGGUCUUUGAAAAUGCAAUACACCGAAUUCGCAAAUAGACACAACAACCAAUUGGAUAUAUUAAACUCUCAAAUUGCGAAAACUCUAGACGCGAAAUUUCUUGUUAAGCGAGCCCAUCUUUAUCGCCUCAUGAAACGCUACGACGAGGCGUUAAAAGACCUUAAUGAUGCCACAACCAUUUUACCCGACGAUGUUGACGCCCAUAUCGAAUACGGAGAAAUUUACAGAAACCAAUCAAAUUACGACAACGCCUUAUAUCAUUUAUCAAAGGCAUUAUUAAAAGAUCCCCAAAGUGAUUAUAUACAACGGUUACUGGGCAGAAUUUAUUACUUGAAAAAUGACCCUUUCGCAGCCAAGUAUCGUUUAAAAUUAUCUCUAACAAGGAAUAAAUUUUCGUCGGCUUACAGAUAUCUUGGAAAAUCCGAAAUGUUACUCGGACAUGUUGAAGAAGCAAUAGAAAAUUUUAACAAAGCACUGCAACUACAGCCGGUUGAUCCGGACGUUCUAUUAGAUCGUGCAGAAGCUUUCGCUCAACUUAAAAAGUACGAGGAAUCACUUGAAGACUUGGAUCAGGCAAUUGAACUUUCAUACGAGAAUGAGAGAAUAUACGAGUUAAAGGGGCUUAUUAAUGCCAGACUUGGAAAAUACCAAGAAGCACUCGAGUAUCUAAAUACAUUUACUGAAAUACAUUCGAAAGAUAAUUUAUCACCAAAUAUUAAUGCACUCUUGGUUCGUGCAAAAAUCCUUUUCAAAUUUAGUCUGUAUUUUAAUUCGCUGUCGGAUUACAACAAAAUUCUGGAAAUUGAACCAACUCAUGUUGAAGCAUUGUUUAACCGAGGAAAGAUUCAUUUAGAGAUUGGUGAAUAUGAGAAGUCUCUAAGUGAUUUUAGCAAUUUACUAGAUCCACAGGUUAAACCUUAUGGAUUAAGAAAUGUACUGUCUACAGAAGAACAGGAUGUUCUGAGGAAAUUAUUAUGUUUGAGAGCAGAAUCAUAUUAUCAUUUAAAUAGAUAUGAAGAUGCCUUGGAUAGCCUUGGCAGAGUUUCCCAUGAAUAUAAAAAUGCAUUGGUCGUUCUCAAUAAAAUACGAUAUCCAAAUUUCGGAAGCGAUGACCUGGAGAGGGAUGAUGAAUACCGAAAUUUAAAACGUAGAGUUUUUAGCCUUCGAGGUAUGACCCACAGUGAUCUGGGGGAGUAUGAGAAGGCACUGGCAGACUUUGAUGCGGCAUUAGAAGAUGGUGACUGUGGCAGUCGAAGUUGGGUGAUUUAUUGUGAACGGAGUAGGACCUUACUCCGUGAAGGGAAUAAAGAAAAGGCUUGGGAGGAUUUGAAAAAGGUGUUGACUGCUGAUUUAUAG